UUCGUAAAAUUUACUUGCAGAGGAAAUGAAUUCUAAGGAAGGGACUGUUCUGGAAGAGGAGACAGAUAUAAAGGCUCCGGAAGCUUUGAACAAUGGCGUAGAUACAUCAGCUGAAAAACAGGAUGGACCUAUCGAGGAUCUCCCAGCUCCGCUGCAGGGGGAGGAAGAGAAAAUAGUUCCAAUGCAUAGACAAACAAAGUCAUUAGAUGAAACAACAUCAGCGAACAAUCUUAAUGUUCCUUACAAGGAGCGAAGGAAUGGAAGACGAGGUUCUACCUGUCAAGCGCUUCACAAGAUCCCAACUAUAGUCCAGCCCUUGAGCUCACCAGAGGAGAGAACUUACCUGAAGAAGGAAGAUUUAACGGAAGAGGAGAAAAAGGGAAACGUCUCCAUUUUCCAGGAUUUUAUGCGAACCGAGUUUCCUGAAGAAGAAAUGUUGGAUAGAUCGUUUAGGGACAAGGAUAAAGAUUGUGUUGUUAAAACUUGGAUCUUAGAGGUGCUGGGUGAGCUAGAUGAUAAUCUGAAAGCUAGGAAUAAGAAACUUCAGGAUACAGGAGAACUGGAGUUCUACCUUCAGUCUGGAAUAGUUCUCUGCUCUCUUGCAAACAAGAUUGUUCCGUCCCUUAACAUAGAUACGUCAACCUUACAGAGUAAGAACCUGAUAUCCCGGCGGCUGAAUAUCAGUGCAUUUCUCUCAGCUGCAGCUGAUUACGGAGUACCAGACGAAUACCUGUUCAAACCAGAUGAUCUGGCAACCCUGGCACAUGUUCACAAAGUGACAAGAACUUUGUACGCGUUUGCUGAGCUUACUAAACAAGAUCCGUCCUACACCGGGCCUGAGUUUAACUCAGACCAGAUCCUCAGGGAUCUUAUCACUCAGGGUAUUCGUCGAAAGUCCUCUUGCAGGGAUAUGGAGCAAGUUAACACCAGUAUUCAUUCAAUAUUUGAGAACCUUAUGCAGGACGUACAGCGAAGAAAUUCCCUUUCUCCGAGGGGGCCUCCGAAAAAUAUUUAUAAAAAUUUCUAAGUGUGUUUUAAAUUGAUUUAAGCAGGCUGUUCACGUUUUGGCAAACAAUUUUAAAAUAUCAUGCAAUCAAUGUAUAAUAAUAAUUAAGAUAUUUGAUUCUUUGUAAAUAAUUAUAUCUAAAGGAAUAACUAUAUUUGAUAGAUUUUCUGAAUUGGACAGUUUCUGAACUUCGUGAACAGACUCUUUAUACUAAGACAUUUUACCAAUUUUUGAAAACAUUUAGUUUUGUUGGCGGCAUUGUCGUUAAAUUGUGAAUUUUGUUUGUUUUACCUAUUUAAAUUU
Molecule: messenger RNA, 1309 nt
Organism: Eurytemora carolleeae
Lineage: Eukaryota; Metazoa; Arthropoda; Copepoda; Calanoida; Temoridae
Exons: 11
Coding region: 26-1027 (333 amino acids)
Molecular function (GO): protein binding
Source: RefSeq, a predicted model, not a curated record